AUGGAGCGGGACGAGUAUCGGCGCUGCGGGAAGGAGCUGGUGGACUACAUCGCCGAAUACCUGGGCACGGUGCGGCGGCGCCGGGUUUACCCCGUUGUGGAGCCCGGGUACCUGCGCCCCCUGAUCCCGGCCUCCGCCCCCCGGGACCCAGAGCCCUGGAGCAACAUCUUCGCCGACGUCGAGAGGCUCAUCAUGCCCGGGCUCGUCCACUGGCAGAGCCCGCACAUGCACGCCUACUACCCCGCACUCAACUCCUGGCCGUCGCUGCUCGGGGACAUGUUGUCGGACGCCAUCAACUGCAUAGGAUUCACCUGGGCCUCAAGUCCCGUCUGUACUGAGCUGGAGAUGUGCGUGUUGGAUUGGCUGGUGAUGAUGCUGGGUCUCCCCAAUCACUUUCUGCACCAUCACCCCGAGAGCCGUGGAGGGGGAGUGCUGCAGAGCACGGUCAGUGAGUCCACGUUGAUCGCCAUGCUGGCUGCAAGAAAAGCCAAGAUCGCUGAACUGCAGUCCGAUGACCCCAGCGCAGAUGAAGCAGUACUCGCCUCCCGACUUGUUGCAUAUGCCUCUGACCAGGCUCACUCGUCAGUACAGAAAGGAGCUCUUAUCACUUUAGUAAAACUCCACUUACUGGAUACUGAUGAGGACUUCUCUCUGCGAGCAAAGACCCUGAGCCAAGCAUUGGAAGCUGAUCGAAGACGCGGGCUUGUUCCAUUCUUUCUCUGUGCCACAUUGGGAACAACUGGUGUGUGUGCCUUCGACUGUCUGAGCGAGCUCGGACCCCUCUGUGCCCGGGAAGGUCUCUGGCUUCACGUCGAUGCAGCGUACGCAGGAACGGCCCUGGUGUGUCCUGAGUUCCGCCGCUUCCUGCGGGGCGUGGAGUACUCGGACUCGUUCACGUUCAACCCCGCCAAGUGGAUGAUGGUUCACUUUGACUGCGCGGCCCUCUGGGUCCGAGACCAGUGGAAGCUGCAGCAGACGUUCGGGGUGAACGCCGUUUACCUCCGACACGCCAACUCGGGAGCGACAGUGGACUUCAUGAACUGGCAGAUUCCGCUGAGCCGCAGGUUUCGAUCGCUGAAGCUCUGGUUUGUGAUCCGCUCGUUCGGCGUGUUGGGUCUGCAGGCGCAUGUCCGGCAUGGUACUGAGAUGGCCAAGUAUUUCGAGUCCUUGGUUAGAAGUGAUUCACAUUUUGAAAUCCCAGCCAAAAGACACCUCGGGUUGGUGACUUUUCGUUUAAAGGGACCAAACAGUCUGACUGAAGAACUCCUGGCAGAACUCACCCAGUCGGGCACCAUGUACCUGGUUCCAGCCACCAUCCACCAGCUCGUCAUCAUCCGCUUUACCAUCACUUCUCAGCAAACCACCAGUGCCGACAUUCUGCGGGACUGGAACAUAAUCCAGCAAAGCGCAGCCAAAAUCCUGAAGAAAAGUCCCCAACAUCAUUUGGCUUCCUGAGCAAUGGAGUGGGGUGUGCCAGGUUGUGGCAAGAUAUCAUGGGUAAGGGAGUGGUAAUGGGACAUUAGAACAUAGGAAAGAGGAGCAGAAGAUGGCCACCCUUCCCUUUAGGUUUUCCCCACCACUGAUCAUCAUUUCUACCUCCACCAUCCAGCAGUAUCCCCAUAUUCCUCAAUCCCCACAAUAUCCAGGAACCUAUCAAUCUGUGUUUUGAAUGAAUUCAAUGAACGAGCAUCCACAGCCCUUCAGGACAGAAAAUUCCAAAUAUUCAUUAUCUAUUAAAAAGCUUCUACUCAUCUCAGACCUAAAUGGCCUACCCCCGCUCCUCAACUCCUCUGUCAUCUUCCCUGCAUCUGGAGAGAGCAGACCAAAUCUGCACACAAUACUACCGAUCCAGUCUCACCAAGGUCCUGUACAAUCACAGCAAGACUCCUGUGUUCAAAUCCUUUCAUUGUAAAGGCCAACAUAUUGUCUGCCUCCCUAGUCACUCGUGCUGGCCUUCAGCGAUUUGUGUGCAAGCACCCACCCAGGUCUCCAGCAUCAACAUCACUCUCUUGCCAUCCAACAAAUGUGCUCCUUUUCUGUUUUGUUCACCAAUGAGCUCACAUUUUUACAUAUUCCACGCAUCAACCCAUGCGGUAUCACUAGUCACAGCAAAAAACAAGACGCUGGAGGAACUCAGUGGGUCAGGCAGCAUCUGUGGAGGGAGAUGGACAGUGGACGUUUUAGGUCGAGACCCUUCAUCUGGACUGGGGAUAGUAGGAUGUCCCCAUUAGUCACAGCCUGCCACACUGAGAAGGAUCUGUUUAUUCCCACUCUUUGCUUCCUGUGCAAUACUCAAUCCAUGUCAGUACAUUAACCCCAACCCCGCGCGCUCCACCUCAUUCACUAGUUCUGUGUGGGACCUUACUGAAAGUCUUCCGGUUCACAACCACAGGUUCCCCUUGUCUGUUCUGCAAGUUACAUCCUCAAAGAGUUCCAGCAGAUCUGUCAAACAGAAUUUAACUUUCCUAAAUCCUUUCAUUCUCUUCAAGAUGUUCUGUUAUCACAUCCUUCGUUACAGAUUCCAGCACUGGCCCCUGCACUGACAUUUGACCGACAGGUUGGUGGUUCCCCAUUUUCUCUCUCCCUCCUUUCCUAAAUAACGGGGUCACAUCUGCUCCCCUCCAAUCCACAGGAACAACCGCAGAACCGUAGGAUCUUGGAAGAUGACAACUGGACUGGAUGGUAUCUUCACAGCCGCCUCUUUGAAACCUGGGAUGUAGAUCGUUGGGAUUUAUUGGCCUUCACUAACUUCUCCAGUGCUACUUUUUGUUACCAAUAUUUAAUUCUUUGCCAGGCCCUUGAUUCUGUAAUGUUUCUGGCAGAUUUUGGGUGUUUUCUUUCACAACAGAUGCAAAGUACUUGUUCAAUUCCUCUGCCAUUUCCUUAUUCCUCAUUAUAAAUUCUCCAUCUCUGUCCGUAACUUUUUAUUGCUGUUCUUUUACAUCUUUUCCUUUUUGUAUUCCUAUAAAAGUUCCAUCUCUUGUUCCUCACCAGUCCAUUUGACCUUGCGUUUUUAUCAGUUUCUUUGUCCUCUUUUGCUGAGGUUCUGAAAUGACCCCAAUCCCAUUUCCCAGGUUUACUGUUGUUACUGGCAAUGUUAUAAGCCUCUUAACAUAGAACAGUACAGCAUAGGAAUAGGCCUUUCAGCCCACAAUGUCUGUGACGACCCUGUCACCAAAUUAAACUAAUCCCAUCUGCUUGCACAUGGUCUAUAUCCCUCAGUCUGCUGCCUGUUCACAUGCCUGUCUAAAACCCUUUUAAAUGUUGCCAUGUAUCUGCUUCCACCAUCUCCCCUGGCAGAACAUUCCUGGCACUGACCACCCUCUCUGUGUAAAAAAAUUGCCUCAUAAAUCUCAUUUAAACUUUUCACCUCUCCCCUUAAACCUAUGUCUCUAGUAUUUGGCAUUUCCACUCUGGGGGAAAAAGACUGACUAUCUACCCUAUCUAUGCUUCUCAUGAUUUUAUAAAUUUCUAUCAGGUCACCUCCUCAGCCUCUGACACUCCAGAGAAAACAUUCCAGGUUUGUCCAACCUCUCCUUAUAGCUAAUACUCUCUAAUCCAGGCAACAUCCUGGUGAACCUCUUCUGCACCCUCUCCAAAGCCUCCACAUCCUUUCUCUAAUGUGGUGGCCAAAACUGCACACAAUAUUCUAAUUAUGGCCUAACUAAAAGUUUUAUACAGCUGCAACAGGACUUCCAAAAUUUCCUCUUACAUUUGACUUCCUAAAGUGCAAGACCUUACACUUAUCCAGAUUAAACUGCAUCUGCCAUUUCUCCACCCAUAUCUGCAACUGAUCUGCAUCCCACUGUGUUCUUUGACAACCUUCUUCACUAUCCACAACUCUUCCAACUUUUGUGUCAUCUGCAAAUUUAUUAAUCAGCCCACCUAUAUUUUUGUCCAAUUCAUUUACUGUAUAUAUAUUUCAAACAAGAGGUCCUAGUACUGAUCCCUGUGGAACAGCACUGGUCACAGACCCCCAGUCAGAAUAGCACCCCUCCACCACUGCCCUCUGUCUUCCGUGGCCAAACCAGUUUUGAAUCCAAUCUGCCAAGUCAGCAUGGAUCCCAUGCAUCUUCACCUGGAUCAGCCUACCAUGAGGGACUCUGUCGAAAGCUUUACUGAAGUCAACGUGGACAACACCCACAGCCCUACCCUCAUCAAUCACCUUCAUCACCUCCUCAAAAAUCUCAAUCAAGAUUGUAGGACAUGACCUUCCCUGCACAAAAUCAUCCUUUGAUUUAACUUAAUCUUUGAUUUGUCAGCUACAGAAGAAUCACUUUUCCUUUCGGGGUUUUGUGCCUUAUAAACAUUUUUCUUCUGCAGCUUACGCAUCACCGCUUUAAGUACAGGCCAUUGUCCGGCCUCCAUCAUUCACUUCAAUGUGCGUUCCCAUCAAACACAGCCAACUUUCUCUCAUACUUUCAGCUGUUUGGAUUUAAGGCUCUACUUUCACAUUAACCCACAUUACUGUUAAACUCAAGGUAAAAUUAGCACUGUUAAUUUUAAUUCCAAUUAAGAUUCCUAAAAAUCCUCUUGACAACAAGGUCAUUGAUCAAUCCUUUCUCAUAGAACAUUACAGCACAGGAACAGGCCCUUCAGCCCACAGUUAUGUGUUGAAAAAGUUCUGGUAAUUAGAAGUCUACUAAAUGAGUCCCCUCUGUCCACACAAUGUUCAUAUCCCUCCAUUCUCUGAACAUCCAUGUGGCUAGGAGCCUCUUAAACGCCUCUAUCUGCCUCCACCACCACCCCUAGCAGCACAUUCCAGGUACCCACCACUCUAUGUGUAAAAAAAAACUUUCCCCGCACAUCUCCUUCCACCUUACUCCCUCUCACCUCAAAUGCAUGUCCUCUCAAGUAUUAGACAUUUCGACCCUAGGCAAAGAUACCAGAUGUCUAUCUAUGCCCCUCAUAAUUUUCUAUCAGGUCUCCCCUCAGCCUCCGCUGCUCCAGAGAAAACAACCUAAGUUUGUCCAACCUCUCCUUAUAGCUCGUGCCGUCUAAUCCAUGCAGCAUCCUGUGAACCGCUUUCUGCACCCUCUCUACAGCUUCCACAUCCUUCCUGUAAUAGGGCAACCAGAAUUGAGCGCAAUAGUCUAGAUGCAGCCUAACCAGAGUUUUGUAAACCUGCAACAUAACUUCCUGAACUUCUCAUUGCAUAAAUAUGCAAAAUAGCCAUUUCCCUAGUUCAUUCAUCAACAGUUUGAUCCAGGAGUGCAUCUCAUAUACAUUCCAUGCAUUUAUCCUUCUCAUUACAGUAAUUUUGAUUCACCUGCCUUGAUAUGUAGGUUAAAGUCUCCCAUCAUCAUGGCAUUGCCCAUCACAUGCACCUCAGAAUAGCAACCAUUAACUAGUGCAGUGCCAGGCCCUCCACCCUUAUGAUCUAUGUUGAAGACAUAGAAUGAAGGGAUUGAAUGUACUGAAGCCAAAUUUGCUGAUGAUACAAAGCUAGGUGGGUUAGCAAGGUGUAUCAAGGAUACAAGAACCUGAAAAGGUAUAUAGAUGGGUUAAGUGAAUGGGCAAGGAAUUGACAGAUGGAGUAGUGUGGGAAAAUGUGAGGUUGUCCAUAUUGGAAGAAAGAAUAAUAAAAACAAAUCAUUAUUGAAAUAUGAUGAAACACAAAAUGUGGGCAUGCAGCUGCAGCAAAGAAUUAGGAAGGCAAAGGAAAUACUGGUGUUUAUUGCAAGGGAUAUGAUUAUAAAACCAGCAACGUUUCUGAUGCAGCUUUAAAGGGCACUGAUGAGACUACACCUAGAGCACAGUGGAUGGUUUUGGUCUCCUGUUUUAAGGAAGGUUCACUCAGUCAGCUCCUGGGAUGCAGGAGUUGAAGAAAAAUUGGGUGAUUGGAGCAACAGGAGAGAAAAACAAGAGGGGAUCUGAUUGAAACAUUUAAGAUCUGAGGAUCUAUGGAUGCUGAGGGGAUGUUGCCACUUAAUAAGGAAUCACACAUUUCAGAUGGAGGUGUAGAGGAAUUUCUUUCUUCAGAAGGUUGUGACUUGUUAGGAUUCCCAGUCCAGUUGUGGGAGGCAGUCACUAGAUAUCUUCAAGGUUGAAGUGUGCAGACGCUCAUAUUUCAGGGAAUUGAGGGGUAUGGGAAGCGAGCAGAGUGGGGCUGAUUUGCCUCCUCCUACUCUGGUCUUUAUGUUCUUAUAUACUUGUACUUGGCAAAAGGCAAAUGUGCUCAAGUUAACCUGUUGCUGCUUGAGAAACUGUGACCAUUCCAGAUGCCAAUGGGGAAAUAAAAUUAGUCAACCAGGCAGUGGGCUGUUUGUCAUUUCUAACGGCUUUUUCUGAUGUCCCUGCCUGUGACAAACCCACAGAAUGAAGGCACACUGGGGC
Pristis pectinata (smalltooth sawfish) is the source of this 6336-nucleotide messenger RNA. It is a transcript of the gene hdc, whose product is annotated as histidine decarboxylase. Bases 1 to 1455 code for a protein of 484 amino acids. The transcript is spliced from 12 exons. The record is from RefSeq and is a predicted model, not a curated record. NCBI's taxonomy places the organism in Eukaryota, Metazoa, Chordata, Chondrichthyes, Rhinopristiformes, Pristidae. Gene Ontology annotation, biological process: histamine biosynthetic process; L-histidine catabolic process. Gene Ontology annotation, molecular function: histidine decarboxylase activity; pyridoxal phosphate binding.